UCCGCUGGUGAGCUUCCUGUUCCUCGGUGCACGCUUUCCUUCCGCGGGUUUGUGAAACGAAAAUCAUACGAGUAACUGUCGGUUUAUAGUAAAUAAAGAGAAAAUGAGUAAAGCGCAUCCCCCCGAGCUCAAGAAGUUCAUGGACAAGAAGCUUUCAUUGAAGUUGAAUGGAGGCAGACACGUGCAGGGCAUCCUGCGAGGGUUCGACCCAUUUAUGAAUCUGGUGGUGGACGACUGUCUGGAGAUGGGCCCAGGAGGACAACAGAAUACCAUUGGCAUGGUGGUCAUCAGGGGAAACAGCAUUAUCAUGUUGGAAGCUUUGGAGAGAGUAUGAGAGAGGAGGAGGCUACAGACGGAGAGGAGAAUGAUCCACACCUUUUUUACAUUCUUUAUCCCUUUUAGUUGUUUGUCUGUUUUGAAAGAGGCAAUGUCAAUUUGUGUCAGAAUUGUAAGAUGUCCGAUUUCUAUUUACAGGGAUGUUUGUUUCUUUUCAUUUUGAAAUUGUGUGAUCUUGUGAAUAAAUCAUUUUUUCCUUGUA
Messenger RNA from Seriola dumerili (greater amberjack), 538 nucleotides. It is a transcript of the gene snrpg, whose product is annotated as small nuclear ribonucleoprotein polypeptide G. Gene Ontology annotation, cellular component: catalytic step 2 spliceosome; U12-type spliceosomal complex; spliceosomal tri-snRNP complex. The record is from RefSeq and is a predicted model, not a curated record. Gene Ontology annotation, molecular function: RNA binding. The transcript is spliced from 4 exons. The coding region runs from base 104 to 334 and encodes 76 amino acids. Lineage: Eukaryota; Metazoa; Chordata; Actinopteri; Carangiformes; Carangidae. Gene Ontology annotation, biological process: mRNA splicing, via spliceosome; spliceosomal snRNP assembly.